This is a messenger RNA of Dissoconium aciculare CBS 342.82, 873 nucleotides long. RefSeq lists its product as uncharacterized. The record is from RefSeq and is a predicted model, not a curated record. The transcript has a single exon. Lineage: Eukaryota; Fungi; Ascomycota; Dothideomycetes; Mycosphaerellales; Dissoconiaceae. Bases 141 to 713 code for a protein of 190 amino acids.
CUCGUGCUGCAUCAUCUGAUUAUCGUAGGGCAUAGUCUACAUUGGUGUUUGAUCAAUGCUCAUAAUCACGAUCAAUAUGCUCUACCAAGAAGUCCUACGGUAGCCUAGAACUGUCUUCGAAGAACGUAUUCCUGUGCAAAAUGCUUAUCAACGAGAUGUGCAAGUCUAUGCUAUUCAGUAUCAGCCUCGCAUCACAGAAUCGAUGUAUCGAGAUGACCUUCGUAAUUGGAUAUCGCGAUGAAGUCCAAUGUCUCCAUAUUCAUGAACAACUUGCUUGUUCCCACCUUGUUGUGACCUCGGAAUCGUCUCGUCGGGGCCAUGACGUACUUUUCUGCUCCACAAUUAUUCUAAAUCGCAUCCACAAAGGCCACAUGCCGAGUGGAACUCAUUUCGGAGAAAUAGCCAAGCCAUGGGCUACCGUAGUCUGGAUUGUGCCAUCACCUGGCAAGCUUCGCGGAUUGAGAGGAACAGCAGUUGCGUGUCCGAGACAUACGCAGAGCGAAUGGCCUUCCGUUGGCUACGGUGCAGGGUCUUGCAAAUCCGAACGGCACUGUUCAGCCGAGGUCAUCAUGGCAUGCUGGAGAUCGAAUUCAUUUUUGGCAAUCGCAGUGGACAUCGACGCUGGAGGCCGUGUGCGGAGACCACAGCGCCAAUGGGACGCGCGAAAGUGCAGUCAUGGUGCGAGCAAUUCGGAAAUUCGAAAAUGGAAGUGAGGUGCGCAAGGUCCAGAGUUUCGAUGGGUAGAACUCUAGAUUUAUGCGCGCGAUCUAUGUGCUAUUCCGGGGAGGUCACGGCGAUCGCGAGGCAUUUCCAGAGAAGACUCGUGAUCAGUGCAAACUUUCACCGAAAUCGUUUCUCAGACUGAGCCGGAAG